CGGGAGGCCCGCGGCCUCCGCCGCCAUUUCAGGCGCUGCUGUUAGGCUGAGGUCCGAGCCGGUCCACUGGGCGGCGGGCGACGGGCUGGAGGGGCACGCGCGGCGGCGGCGGCCCUGCGUGUAGGCACCGAGGCGGCCAUGGCGGGCAACUUCGACUCGGAGGAGAGGAGUAGCUGGUACUGGGGGCGGUUGAGCCGGCAGGAUGCUGUGUCGAUGUUGCAGGGCCAGCGGCACGGGGUGUUCCUGGUGCGGGACUCGAGCACCAGCCCCGGGGACUAUGUGCUCAGCGUCUCCGAGAACUCGCGCGUCUCCCACUACAUCAUCAACAGCAGCGGCCCGCGCCCACCGGUGCCACCGUCGCCCGCCCAGCCUCCGCCCGGGGUGAGCCCCUCCAGGCUCCGAAUAGGAGAUCAAGAGUUUGAUUCAUUGCCUGCUUUACUGGAAUUCUACAAAAUACACUAUUUGGACACUACAACGUUGAUAGAACCAGUUUCCAGAUCCAGGCAGGGUAGUGGAGUGAAUCUCAGGCAGGAGGAGAUAGAGUAUGUGCGAGCCCUCUUUGACUUUAAUGGGAAUGAUGAAGAAGAUCUUCCCUUUAAGAAAGGAGACAUCCUGAAAAUCCGGGAUAAGCCUGAAGAGCAGUGGUGGAAUGCAGAGGACAUGGAAGGCAAGAGGGGGAUGAUUCCAGUCCCUUACGUGGAGAAGUAUAGACCUGUCCCCGCCUCAGUAUCGGCUAUGAUUGGAGGUAACCAGGAGGGUUCCCACCCACAGCCACUGGGUGGGCCGGAGCCUGGGCCCUAUGCCCAACCCAGCGUCAACACUCCGCUCCCUAACCUCCAGAAUGGGCCCAUUUAUGCCAGGGUAAUCCAGAAGCGAGUCCCUAAUGCCUACGACAAGACAGCCUUGGCUUUGGAGGUCGGUGAGCUGGUAAAGGUUACGAAGAUUAAUGUCAAUGGUCAGUGGGAAGGGGAGUGUAAUGGCAAACGAGGUCACUUCCCAUUCACACAUGUUCGUCUGCUGGAUCAACAGAAUCCUGAUGAGGACUUCAGCUGAGUAUAGCUCAACAGUUUUGCUGACAGAUGGGAACAAUCCUUUUUUUUUUUUCCUUUUCAGUUGCCAUCUAUACAUUUUUUUUUUUUUACAGAUGUCAAACACAGUCUAGUUUAUAUAAGUGUUCUGUUACCUGUGAUCAUUUUUAGACUGAACUACUACAUCCCUAGUUCCAUUUACCACGUUCAGGGUACAGAACUGGAGGGCUUUGUGUGUUAACUUCUGAAUUGGACAUUUUAGGUGGUAGCUGCUAUGCCUGAGUCUGUCAGAGAGAUAGGUGGGUAUCUUGCCUCCUUUCUUCAGGCAAUGCAAGUCAACCUGUGGAAAACUGAUGCACAGGAGAGAAGUGUUGCACACUACCUACCCUGAUUUAUCCAAUGGCUUUUUUUUUCAUUCUGAAACCAUCUUAUCAAAUGGCAAUAGACUGUUCCCUUUCACCCCCAGAAAGUAAUCAUGUACUGUGUGAAUUAUACCCAGUGGGAUUGCUUUUUCAUUUAUAGAACAUGACCAUUGUAUGACUCAUUCUGACAGUUCAAAUCCUGAGAUUUCUGAGGACACUACUAAAGGCAUUUUCUUCCUUCUAAGUCAAUGCUUCAUACUUUUUCUUGGGAUUCUUUGAACCCUUGUCAUCCUUUUCCGCAGAUAGGUUAAUUCUCAUGAAAAGUGUUUAUUUUCAUUCCAGAUGACAAGCAGGAUGUGCAGAGCACUUUAUUCAGUGCAUAGCUUUAAGCCAGUAUUGGAUUCACUGAGUGGACAGCCAAACUCAGCUCUCUGCCUUUCCUCAAGGGGUCAUAGUAGGUUCACACUGCUAUCGCAGCUAAAUGGACUCCUGACAAUGGGAUCCAGCAGGGACAUUUCUCCGGAUUCUUUGGAAUUCUUAGCUUCUACUUGGAGUGGAAGGACCAAUCACUAGAAUAUUCCAUAGAAGGUUGUGUGGCCAAAUUCUGCCCUUUGCUUUAUGUGCAACUUGUAUAAGUCAAGUUAAAAUUACAUGAGUUUGGGGAUAGGGUUAGCACUUUGAAAAAUGUUUGAACCAAUCAUGAAUUACUUAGGUAUUAUUCAUUUCACAUUACCAGAAUAGUGCAUGAAGUACAUUAUAAACUGCCUUCAGUUUUGGGUCUUUAUGUUCAAGUUUAGUUUACAAAUCCUUUUAAGUACAGAAUGGUUUAUAUGGGGUCAGGUGCUCCAAAAAACAGAUUUCUGAGACCAAAAAUGAUCUAGGCUAUGUAGACUGUAAUAUGAAACUUUCAAAGCUAGCUUCCAGCCUAGGAAGGCACUAACUGGUAUAUGGUAUGAUACAACCAAUAGAAACAUUUUAUAUUUAGCUUAGGGCCUCAUAUUAGAAAAGAAAUGUAUCUUUCUAAUUCUUUUGCAUAGGUAAUGAUUAAUUUGCAUUUUUUGGCGUGCACCAAAUCAUGUUAUCCCAGUGACUAGCACAAUGUCUGGCACAAUUGAUGUGCAGAUGUUUGUGUGAGUGAAUGAGAGGAAUGUAGAAGCUCAUUAUAUGGCACAGGGAAGCCAGCUGGCACAGGAUUACAUACAUUACCACAAGUAACCUAAUGCAUUGACGCUAAUUUAAUGUAUUUUUACCUCACACUAAGGUAAUGCUUGAUAAAGACAUCAAUACUCGACUUUUUAAAUGCUAGCAUAGUGCUAUGCACACAGUGGGUGCUCAAUGUUGAAUGAACAAAUUUGCAAUACUAGACUUAAUUCCACCUGACUACUCUGUCAGAUUUUCAGUUAGAGCACAGAUACUGUAAAAUUCAGUAAGUACACAUGAAAUCUUGUUUUUCUGAAAGUAUGACAUCUAAAAUAUUUGUAGAGAAACCUUGUCACACUGCUUUGAAUAUUUGUAUUUUCUUUUGCCUUUGACAUUAUGAUAUUGGCCUGUAAUGUCUAUUUUCAUCUUAUGGAAUAUUAGUGGAACAUGCACCUCUACCCAAAUCAUAAGAAUUUCUUAAUGAUGGCUUGUCCAAAGCCAUUAUAUGAACUGUUGGGUUGGAUUUGGCUGGAUGUGGUAGUUGUUGGACCUUAAGAAAUCAAAGGACUUCUUAAAAAUAUCUUCCAAAAACAAAUACUAGAGUCCUAUUCAAUUGCAUAUGUACAUUGUCACAAAGCAAAGUAAACUGAAAUUGGCUGCUAUAUUUUAUAUAAUAUAAUCAUUUCUGCAAAAGCCCAGUUUUUGGAUACUAAUAUUUGACAUGAUUCAUUCUUAUUAAUUUGUUGGAAUUGUUUAUUGUUAAUAAUGCAAAUAGAUAAUUUUUAAUUAUCCUUAAGUAACAUUUCAUUAUUAAUGGUUUGAAAUGGGUGACAAGCAAACCAGUUUGAAAUAAAAUAUGAACAUGUGCCAUUGUAUUAUAACACUAUACACUUUCUUGACAGUAAGAUUUUGAAAAAAUGUUUUUUUGUAGCAUGUAUUGUAUAUGUUUAUAGUAUAUGUAGUAAAUAAAAAUAUGGCCAAAUA
Messenger RNA from Myotis daubentonii (Daubenton's bat), 3514 nucleotides. It is a transcript of the gene CRK, whose product is annotated as CRK proto-oncogene, adaptor protein. NCBI's taxonomy places the organism in Eukaryota, Metazoa, Chordata, Mammalia, Chiroptera, Vespertilionidae. Gene Ontology annotation, biological process: enzyme-linked receptor protein signaling pathway; cell migration. Gene Ontology annotation, cellular component: cytoplasm. The record is from RefSeq and is a predicted model, not a curated record. Gene Ontology annotation, molecular function: signaling adaptor activity; receptor tyrosine kinase binding.